Colossoma macropomum (tambaqui) is the source of this 2239-nucleotide messenger RNA. RefSeq names its product apolipoprotein L3-like. The coding region runs from base 346 to 1941 and encodes 531 amino acids. Gene Ontology annotation, molecular function: lipid binding. Gene Ontology annotation, biological process: lipid transport; lipoprotein metabolic process. The transcript has 6 exons. The record is from RefSeq and is a predicted model, not a curated record. NCBI's taxonomy places the organism in Eukaryota, Metazoa, Chordata, Actinopteri, Characiformes, Serrasalmidae. Gene Ontology annotation, cellular component: membrane; extracellular region.
CCAAUCGCAGCGCAUCGAGGGCGGAGCUUGACGGAAUACAGGCGGCAAAACAACAAUCGGACCUUAAAGAGGUGGAGAGGCGACGUAACAGAAAGGAAAGCGAAACCUGAUAAGAUGAGUUAACAGCCGUAAAGUAAGUAUUAAAGUUAAGCUGUUUGGCGCAGAGAUAUUCAUUCUGGUCAGCCUGAGGAGCAACGUUGGACUGAUCAGCCAUUCCACGUGAGCACAUGUGUUUGGUCUGAAGAACCUCUUUUCUGCUCCAGAGAGAAGUACGCUUGUCUACAUCUGGUGAAGAACUGAACUGAGAACUUACCAGAGUGUCCAGCAGCUUUGAAUGUCCAUCCAAUGGAUUCCACAACCGGAGAGCGACUCCAGGCGCGACUGCAAGGGUACAUCUUGGAAACACUUGAAGACAUCAAAACAGUGAGAAGUUUCUGUGACAAAGAACCAAAAUGGACCCUUCAGAGGGAGACAGAGCUGGAUAUGAUGAGAGACAUCAAAGACCGGGCAGAUCAGAUCUCUCUACAGUUUGACCAUGUGAAGAAGGCAGAGAACAAGGCCAAGGCUUUUGGGGAGUACCUGUGGAGUGGUCUGACCCAGGUGACAGCAGACUCCAAAAGGGAAGAAUUGGAGAAGGAGCUGGGGGAAGUUCUGAAGAACACUCUGGAGGGGCUGGAGAAACUUCAGCACUUCCUGGACGCAGUGGAAAGGCUAGCGGUCACCUCGCUGUUCGUGUUCAUGGGCGAGAGCUUCCUGCCGAAGGGGGUGAGCGACGCAGCUGUGCGAUCAGUGAUCACAACAGCCAGAAUCGUGUCACCGCUUCUCAUCCACUUCAAGAGAGAUGCAGGAGCUUUCUUCUUACCCAGCCUCCAUAACGUGGACGUCCUGGCCUUCCAGCUGGACAAAUACAUCCGCAUCACACAACAGCUCUGCAUGAGAAUGGAGAAAAAAUCCAUGAGCGUAUCGUGUUCUGGAGGUAUUUAUGAAUGGAAAAAUGGCAGCUCUUCACUGAAGUUGAACAUGAGUGAGGACUCACUGCAGAAGCUGGAUGAUCACCUGAGCCAGUUAAUCAUAAUCCGGAUGGACGAGUCAUUCAGGCUGACGUUUCUGUUUAACUGGGAUGCGCUGCACUUCAUUGGUUUAUUCAAUCAGCGUCAGUCCAGAAUGUUCCAGUUCCUAUCAGAUCUAGAAGAGGCUGCAGUCCAGCUGGAUAGGAUGAAGAUGGGUUCCAACAUCUCCACUGUGGCAGGCAGUUCAGUGGGCAUUGCUGGAGGUGUCUUGUCCAUCGUAGGCCUGGCUCUCGCCCCCGUAACUGCAGGAGUAUCCCUGGCCCUCACGCUCACCGGGGUUGGGUUGGGGGUCACCAGUGGAGUCAACGGCUUAGUCACAGGCAUCACUGAAAUGGCAGUCAACAAGCAUCAUGGGAAAAACGCCAACAACAUCUUCCAGAAGUUCAUGGAAGAUGUGGAGAAGAUUCUAGAUUGCAUGGAACAAGUGGCCAGCAGUGAAGGUCCUGCAGUAGACCCUCAAGUAAUGGCAUCAGUUAUGGAGGAUCUUAAGAGUGAGGAAGUAGCGAGGGCUGCAGUCAAUAUGGGCCUUCAGGAAGUUAGAGCAGCUCGGAACAUCCCUAAUCUUGUUGCAGACCUGCCUGACAUCGGGCAGGUGGCUAAGGGCGCUCCUCUGGCCCUUUCGAAAUCAGCUAGAGCCGGGUUGAUCACUCUAAACGCAUUAUUCAUUGGUCUAGAUGUUCUGUUCAUCUGCAAAGAUGGCAUUAGCCUAGCCAAAGGAAGCAAGAACCAAGUCUCUGAGCUCAUCCGAUGCAGGUCACGUCUCUGGCACUCAGAGUUGGAAGCGUGGAGAAAGAUCAGUGACUGUCUGUGCAGAGGAAUAUGGAAGUUCAGAAAGAGCCACCGAAUUCUGGAGCAACCAUUUCAUCCUUAAAGAAGUAAAUCAACCAGAACUGCUUUCACUGAAAUGAUUAUGUUGGUUUGCUUUAAGUAAUAAUCUCAUUACGUUAAUCUCAUUCAGUCUGGGAAUCAGUUUAGCUAACAGAGACCAGUUUGUAUGAUGCUCUACACAUAUUACAAUCGAUUUUUGAGAAAUCUUCUUAAAAAUCUCACUCUUCUUUAUAUCCUAGUGGUUGUUCUCUGCACAACUGAAAUGAUUUUCUUCUUGGAAGAAAUGGACAUCAAUUAUGUUCAAGGACAUUAGCAUUAACAUUGUUAACACUGGCUGAGAU